UUUCUGUGCAAUCAUUUCCCUUAUUAUAUAUAGUCAUCAUGAGCACAUGAAUUUUAUCCGCAUUGAAAUAGGUUGCUUAAUCUGAGAUCAGCAAAAAAGAUCAAAGGUUGCUGAACUUUGAUCACCCGAUGGAUUCAGUACCAAGUCUAAGAGCUCUUAAACAUGUAAAAGUGGGGCAAGAACAUCAAAAAUCAAGAUUGCUCGAAAGAGGUGACGAAGAUGGACAGCCAUUGAGUCCGGUUGCUCGCUUAUUUCACGAGCCUGGGUCCAAUGUCUAUAUCGUAGCCAUCAUGGGUUUCAGAGUUAAACUGCAUCCUGAUGUUGUUAAACCUGUUCUAACGCAUGUGUUUCUCAAACACCCUCGCUUUUCUAGCUUGCAAGUUGAGGACAAAGAAAGUGGUGAGCUGAAAUGGAUCCCUACCGAGGUUGAUCUGGAAAAUCAUUUUAUAGUUUCGGAGCUGGAUCCGCCACUGCAAGCUGCUGACAAAUUUGUGGAAGACUAUGUUUCGGACCUAAGCAAAACAAACAUACCGAACACUAAGCCUCUGUGGGAUAUCCACCUCCUCAAUGUCAAAACCUCAGACGCGGAAGCUUUCCUUAUCUACCGCAUCCACCACUCGAUUGGGGAUGGCAUGUCUUUGAUGGCUCUGAUACUUGCUCAUUCUCGGCAAGUCUCUGAUCCCUCGGCCUUGCCCACACUUCCUGCCAUGAACAAGGAGUCUAAUUUUCUCAAGCUUAGGGGGUUUAGAUCGGUUGUAUACGUGUUGUGGAACACACUCAUAGCUAUCUUCAUGUUUGUUCUUACUGCAUUGUUUCUCAAAGACACUCGGACUCCGCUCAAAGGUCCUCCCGGAGUUGAGCUCAAACCCCGGCGUUUUGUUCGCCGAACCAUAGAUUUGCAGGAUUUCAAAUCGGUGAAGAAUGCCAUGCAGUGUACUAUAAACGAUGUGGUGCUCGGAGUGACACAGGCCGGUCUCUCUCGGUAUUUAAAUAGGCGAUACGGUGAUCUCCAGAAAUAUAAUGGAGCAACUGACCUGGAAAAAAAGAAUUAUCUUCCGAAAAAUAUUCGACUUAGAGCGACAUUCUUCUUCAACUUAAGAGCAUCUACCAAGAUCAAUGCUGUAGUGCCUGAUGCCGUGGAGGAAGGCGCGAAAACGGCGAAAUUCGGGAACAAAAUUGGCUACGUUAUCCUCCCUUUCAACAUAGGAAUUCAGGCGGACCCUUUGGACUAUAUUUGGCAGGCUAAGGCUGUCAUUGAUCGCAAAAAGGCUUCCUUAGAACCUCUGUUCACAUAUCUUUUUCUCAAGCUUGUUAUCAAAUUCUUUGGUGUCAAGACUGCGGGUGUUUUUUGCCAUAAGAUCUUCUUCAACACAACAUUGUGGUUCAGCAAUGUGCCUGGUCCUCAAGAAGAGAUCGCGUUUGAUGGGCAUCCAGUGGCUUUUACUGCCUGUAGCUGUUAUGGUCAGCCAAAUGCACUGAUGAUACACGUAAUUAGUUAUACAGACAAGAUAACUUUCGUGUUAUCAGUUGAUGAAGACACCAUACCUGAUCCCCACAGACUAUGCGAUGAUCUGGAAGAAUCCCUCAAACUCAUCAAGGCUGCUGCUGUACCUUCUUGAUAUAAAGUCUUCUUGUUAAAUGUUUUAUGGCUAUUAAUUAUGUUUUCAGUUCCAAUGUUCAAUUUGGACAAGUGUGUUAAAUGUGUAAAGUAAUGUUUCCAACUAAGUCUAAGUAUGUAGCAGAAUUUGAGUUUGGUUCCUUCAAUUGAUUGCUUAUAUUGGUAUUUAUAAUAA
Molecule: messenger RNA, 1793 nt
Organism: Daucus carota subsp. sativus
Lineage: Eukaryota; Viridiplantae; Streptophyta; Magnoliopsida; Apiales; Apiaceae
Product: wax ester synthase/diacylglycerol acyltransferase 11
Exons: 7
Coding region: 129-1619 (496 amino acids)
Biological process (GO): triglyceride biosynthetic process
Cellular component (GO): plasma membrane
Molecular function (GO): diacylglycerol O-acyltransferase activity
Source: RefSeq, a predicted model, not a curated record